AUAGCGCCAAAGCCGUAGAGAAUUAAAACCAUUUUUUUCUAAAAUCAGGCAUUCAAAAAAAUAAUAAUAAUAAAUAAAUAAUUUAUUGAGAUUUGAGAAAUACAAAAAAGGCGAAGUGUAGAGAGAGAAAGCUUGGGGUUGCUGCUUCUAGAGAGAGAGAGGGGAGAGAAACAGUCUUCAGAGAGUUGAUCUAACACACAGCUUUUUCUUCAUCAAUAUCAAAAACAAAACCUAGAGAGAGAGAGAGAGAGAGUCUUGAAAGAGAAAGAAAGAGAGAGAGCGGUGGUCGGAAUUUGCUGCCAGUGGUGAUGGCGAUACUGUACGCUCUGGUAGCGAGGGGAUCGGUGGUGCUUGCGGAGUUCACGGCGACGUCCACCAACGCCAGUGCAAUCGCCCGCCAAAUUCUGGAGAAGAUUCCGGGCAACGAUGACUCACACGUGUCUUACUCUCAGGACCGAUAUAUCUUCCACGUCAAGCGCACCGACGGCCUCACCGUCCUCUGUAUGGCCGACGAAACCGCCGGCAGAAGAAUACCUUUUGCAUUUCUUGAAGAUAUUCAUCAAAGAUUUGUGAGAAAUUAUGGCCGUGCAGUCCAUUCUGCCCAAGCUUAUGCCAUGAAUGAUGAAUUUUCAAGGGUUUUGAGUCAGCAAAUGGAAUAUUAUUCAAAUGAUCCUAAUGCUGAUAGGAUAAAUCGCCUAAAAGGUGAAAUGAGUCAGGUGCGUAAUGUCAUGAUAGAGAAUAUUGAUAAAGUUCUGGAGAGAGGCGAUCGCUUAGAAUUGCUGGUUGAUAAAACUGCUAACAUGCAAGGAAAUACCUUCCGCUUCAGGAAGCAAGCCCGUCGUUUCAGAAGCACAGUGUGGUGGAGAAAUGUAAAGCUUACGGUUGCUUUGAUACUCCUGUUGCUAGUGAUUAUUUAUGUUGUACUUGCUUUCGUCUGCCAUGGACUUGCACUACCUUCCUGUUUGAAGUGAGGGAAAUCCAUCCCAAGAGGCCUACAUGCCAUCCCUGCAAAAUUCCAAGAUGGUUUUGCUCUAAAGACAAGAUGGCAGCUAGAAAUUCAGAUAAUAAUGCCCCUUACAGCAUCGUUGCACUUUAAACUUCUUACACUUCUUUUCAAUACUAAAUUGUCCCCCUUUCUUAUUUUUUUUAUUUUUUUACGAAGAAAGGAUUCAAACCUUACCACCAAAUUGCCUCGGAGACGACAUCAUUACACUAGAUACUUCGCUUGUAGGACAACCGAUUGGACACGUUACUAUUAUUUGCAUCAUCAUCAUCAUCAUCAUAUCAUAGUUCAUUAAAUAUAUUAGCUACCAAAGCUUACUGAAUAUGAAAAUCUGCCACAUUGGAGGCACUUAGAAAAUAAUAA
Molecule: messenger RNA, 1366 nt
Organism: Ziziphus jujuba (common jujube)
Lineage: Eukaryota; Viridiplantae; Streptophyta; Magnoliopsida; Rosales; Rhamnaceae
Product: vesicle-associated membrane protein 711
Exons: 5
Coding region: 309-971 (220 amino acids)
Biological process (GO): vesicle-mediated transport
Cellular component (GO): membrane
Source: RefSeq, a predicted model, not a curated record